Molecule: messenger RNA, 288 nt
Organism: Cladophialophora psammophila CBS 110553
Lineage: Eukaryota; Fungi; Ascomycota; Eurotiomycetes; Chaetothyriales; Herpotrichiellaceae
Exons: 2
Coding region: 1-288 (95 amino acids)
Source: RefSeq, a predicted model, not a curated record
AUGCCCAUCAACACCUCGUCCUCGGAUGAAGGCGUCACGGGCGCUGCAAAAUUCGUCACAUCUGCCGUCGGUAACACUGUAGGCGGCCUCACCCGCACAGUUGGUGGCGUCGCCGGCGCCGCAGGCCGCGGGAUUGGAGACACUAUAACUGGCGCUACAGGUUCGCUGGGCAAACCCGUGGGAGAUGGCCUUGCGAAUGCAUUGACUGGCGUCGAGAAUGGGGCAUGCAAGGUUGCGCGUGGCGUUGAGGAUGCGGGACAGUGGAAGAGUGGUGCGAAGCGAAUCUGA